This is a messenger RNA of Rhodotorula graminis WP1, 921 nucleotides long. RefSeq lists its product as uncharacterized. Gene Ontology annotation, molecular function: lipid binding. The record is from RefSeq and is a predicted model, not a curated record. Gene Ontology annotation, biological process: phospholipid transport; mitochondrion organization. Gene Ontology annotation, cellular component: ERMES complex. The transcript is spliced from 3 exons. Lineage: Eukaryota; Fungi; Basidiomycota; Microbotryomycetes; Sporidiobolales; Sporidiobolaceae. Bases 1 to 921 code for a protein of 306 amino acids.
AUGAGCAUCGACCUCGAGUGGAGCGCACUCGACGCCCACCUCACCCAAGCCUGCACCCGCUUCCUCUCGCACGCCUUCAACACGGCCCCGACCCCCGACUUCCUCGGCCCGCUCGAGGUCACCGCCUUCUCGUUCGGCGACGCACACCCUGAACUCACCCUCGUCGACAUCCGCGACAUCCAGCACGACCGCUCGAGGUCCCGCUCGCCCGCCGCUGCACCAGGACGCGGUCGUCCUCCUCUCGCAGGCGGCGGUGCCCACCCGCUCGCCCAGCACGACCUCCACUCUCAGCACACCCACACCCACCCGCACUCGUACGCCGCCCCGUCCCCCUCGCCCUCCCUCUCGUCCCUCCCGCCGCUCCCUCCCCCCUCGAGCGCCCCCUCCCCGUCCUUCCAGGUCCACCUCCGCCUGUCGUACUCGGGCAACCUCUCGCUCGGCAUCGCCACCGCCCUCCGCAUCAACUACCCCUCGAGCAGCUUCAUGAGCCUCCCCCUGUCGCUCACCUUGACCGGCCUCGCCCUCGAGGGAACCCUCGUCGUCGCCUUCGAGGGCGGCCGCCGCCGCGUCCACCUGUCGCUCCUCGAGCCCGACCCUUUCUCGUCGACGACGCCCGGCGCGCGCGUCCUGCGCGCCGCCCACGUCGAGAGCGAGGUCGGCCAGGCCGACAAGCACGUCCUGAGGAACGUCGGCAAGGUCGAAAAGUUUGUCGUCGACGUCGCGCGCAAGACGCUCGAGAACGAGCUCGUGUUCCCGUGCGUCCUCUCUCUCUCUCUCUCUCUCGUUCGUCGAGUCCUGGUUCUCGCAACGACACGCCUCGUCGGCGUCGUCGGCACGAGUCGACGGCCGCAUCGGCGAGACGGAACUGACACUAGCGUCGUCGCACCCUUCCACAGCAACUUUCAGACGAUCGUUUUUUAG